This is a messenger RNA of Photinus pyralis (common eastern firefly), 2193 nucleotides long. RefSeq names its product LIM/homeobox protein Lhx5 (gene Lim1). The coding region runs from base 403 to 1725 and encodes 440 amino acids. The transcript has 7 exons. NCBI's taxonomy places the organism in Eukaryota, Metazoa, Arthropoda, Insecta, Coleoptera, Lampyridae. Gene Ontology annotation, biological process: regulation of transcription by RNA polymerase II; neuron differentiation. The record is from RefSeq and is a predicted model, not a curated record. Gene Ontology annotation, molecular function: DNA-binding transcription factor activity, RNA polymerase II-specific; RNA polymerase II transcription regulatory region sequence-specific DNA binding. Gene Ontology annotation, cellular component: nucleus.
UGGGUUGCCAGUUUGUUGCUAUCAACGAACGUGAGCGAUCGUGACAGACGAGGCUUCGCACCAGACUAAAAAAAAAUUCGCGAGUUACGCGCGCGUGUAGUAGGUAGUACUGAGGACGGGCGCCACUGCAUUUCGCGAAAAUCGGAACGGGCGCGUGUGUGCGCUUCGAACCCCCCCGAGAAAAACCAAAACACAGUGUAUUAGUGCGAUAACUAAAUAUUUUGUGGGUGUAAAGUGCAUUUUCCCAUCAGGCUGGCUGCGUACCUGGACGGGGGGCCCGCCUGUGCUUCCGUGGGGGCCCUAACCCUAAGGGCCGGACUGGCUCAUGUACCCCUUGGGCCUAAUUCUUCUUUUAUACAUCACACGGCACACAACAUAGGUCGAGCAGAGCCAGCCGCCGGAAUGCUGAUUGCUUGCGCCGGCUGUAACAAACCUAUACUUGACAAGUUCCUACUAAAUGUUCUUGAAAGGACGUGGCACGCUGAUUGUGUAAGGUGUUUUGAUUGUCAUAAACCGCUGACGGACAAGUGUUUUUCAAGAGAAGGCAAACUUUUUUGUAGAGACGACUUUUUUAGGAGAUACGGUACGAAAUGCGGCGGCUGCGGUCAGGGAAUAUUGCCAACUGACCUGGUGAGGAAGGCGAGAGACAAAGUGUUCCACAUCAACUGUUUCACCUGCAUAGUCUGCCGGAAGAAGCUGUCGACCGGCGAGGAGCUCUACGUCCUAGACGACAAUAACUUUAUAUGCAAAGAGGACUAUUUGUCGGGGAACAAAAACGCAAUGCCCGGAUCGCAUCACGAUCCGUUAUUGGGGUCGGCGUCUGAGGAUGACGAGGACGACGAUAACAGCACGACCUCUUCGGUCCUAAAGCAUCACUCACUCCACGGUUCGCUACCCCCGGUUCCGGGGGAGACGAACAACAACUCCCUGCCGCACUCGGACAUCAGCAGUACGAUAGGAACGGAGGCGAAGGCCGGUCAGGACGACUCCGAGGACCAGACGUCGCUCGACGGCGAUCCGGAAACGCGCGACUCGCAGACGGAAAACAAAAGUCCGGACGACAGCAGCGCCGGUUCGAAGCGUCGCGGUCCGCGAACGACGAUCAAGGCGAAACAGCUCGAGAUCCUGAAGACGGCCUUCUCGCAGACGCCGAAACCGACGCGGCACAUACGGGAGCAGCUCGCGAAGGAGACGGGCCUGCCGAUGCGAGUGAUACAGGUUUGGUUCCAGAACAAGCGAUCGAAGGAGCGUCGCCUGAAGCAGUUGACGUCGAUGGGACGGGGGCCGUUCUUCGGCUCCUCGCGCAAGAUGCGCGGUUUUCCGAUGAACCUCUCGCCGGGCGGCUUGGAGGACGGCCCGCCCGGGUUUCCGUACUUCGCGACGGCCGACGGAAAGUUCGAGUUCGGUUACGGCGGACCGCCCUUUCACCCGCACGACAGCCCGUUUUUUCCCGGUCACCACCCGGGCGGACCGGGCGGCGGACAACCGAUGCCUUUCAAUCAACCUGGUGGACCGAUGGAGCACGGAGGCCCGAUGCCCAUGGGCGGCGAUUUCGGGGGCAUGGGUAGCGACGGUCCCUUCAUGGCGCAGCAGGGCGGACCAGGUCCCGAGCAGAUGAUGCAGGGCGGCGGCAGUGGUGGCGGACGAGGCGGUAGCCCCGAGUUCAUGUCACCGGGGAGCUUCUCCGACAAUCCGGCACAGAUCAACGAGGGCCUGGUGUGGUAGCUCGCGAAGGCCUUAGCCAAAAGGGCUAGGGAAUAAAUCGGGAAAAUACGCGCGGAGAUUGAGAGGGCGGCGGGAAAAUUGAAGACUGGUUAUCCGAAUUUUGCCCUUCAAGGGAGCGUUUUUUGUGCAAUGUUUCUAUUGAUUCUCCUUUUUGUAUACUUUAGCAUAGUGAAGCAAAAGACACGACUUUUGUGCACCGCACGUUUUGCCCCCGGACCCCCCCACUUUGUUAAAGUGCCAAGUGUAUCUCAGUUUCUUAAUUUAAGUUAAUUUUAUCAUUGCAUAAAUGUAUAAUAAAAAAAACUCGGCUUAAAGAUGUAAAUACAAAUCAAUUAAUAGUGUAAGUAAAUAAUUAUAAGCGAUGAGGCGGCGCAGCAAUUUCGCGCGGCUCUGUAUAAAGAUCUAAUUUGUGUAGAUGUACAUUGUUAACUAUUAGAUGUCUUAAACGAAUUAUAUACAUAAAAACAA